AUAAAUACCAAUACCUACUAGAUCAUACUGAUGUAUAAGAAGUCCCAACAUGAUUCUGCACUCUCCAUUUCAGCGCUUUCCAGCUUUCCUCCUAUUUUGUGUAUGGCUUUUGAUGAUCAGAGGAAUAUAUGGAUCUCGCAAGUUGUACAUUGCCUAUCUGGGCGAGAAGAAAUAUGAUGACCCUACUCUUGUCACUGCCUCACACCAUGACAUGCUCACCAGCGUUCUUGGAAGCAAGGAAGAGGCGCUGGCCUCCAUUGCUUACAGCUACAAACAUGGCUUCUCAGGCUUUGCAGCAAUGCUAACAGAGGAGCAAGCAGAUAAUCUUGCAGAUUUACCUGAAGUGAUCAGUGUUACCCCAAAUAAGCAACAUGAAUUGCUGACCACAAGAAGUUGGGAUUUCCUCGGACUGAACUACCAACCACCCAAUAAACUUCUGCAGAGGAGCAAAUAUGGAGAAGAUGUAAUUAUUGGAAUGAUUGACACUGGUAUCUGGCCUGAAUCAAGAAGCUUCAGUGAUCAUGGAUACGGACCAAUACCAUCACGAUGGAAGGGCGUGUGUCAACUAGGACAGGCCUGGGGGCCAACCAACUGCAGCAGGAAAAUCAUUGGUGCACGGUACUAUGCUGCAGGUAUAGAAAAAGCUGACUUUAAGAAGAAUUACAUGUCUGCCCGGGACAUGAUCGGGCAUGGAACGCAUACAGCAUCCAUAGCAGCUGGUGCAGUGGUAGAUGGAGUCAGCGUCCAUGGCCUAGCAACAGGAGUAGCCCGUGGAGGUGCACCCCGAGCACGUCUUGCUGUGUAUAAGGUCAUAUGGAACACAGGGAAUAGCCUACAGCUUGCUAGUGCCGGAGUGCUAGCAGCUCUAGAUGAUGCAAUUCAUGAUGGAGUUGAUAUCCUGUCCCUCUCAAUUCAUGCUGAUGAGGAUUCAUUUGGUGCACUCCAUGCAGUCCAGAAGGGGAUUACCAUUGUUUAUGCUGGGGGAAACGAUGGCCCUCGACCACAAGUUAUUUUCAAUACAGCUCCUUGGGUUAUUACAGCCGCAGCAAGCAAGAUUGAUCGGUCUUUUCCAACUACCAUUACCCUGGGAAACAAGCAAACAUUAGUGGGUCAAUCAUUAUAUUACAAGUUAAACAACGAAUCCAAGAGUGGGUUCCAACCACUUGUAAAUGGUGGAGAUUGUUCAAAAGGGGCAUUGAAUGGAACAACAAUCAAUGGAAGCAUUGUUCUGUGCAUCGAAAUAACUUAUGGACCAAUACUAAAUUUUGUCAAUACUGUCUUCGAAAACGUUUUUAGUGGUGGGGCAUCUGGUCUUAUUUUCGGACUGUAUACCACAGAUAUGCUUUUGCGCACUGAAGAUUGCCAAGGCAUACCCUGUGUUUUAGUCGAUAUUGAUAUUGGGUCUCAAGUUGCAACAUACAUUGGUAGUCAAAGCAUGCCGGUUGCAAAGAUUGAACCAGCACAUAGUAUUACAGGAAAAGAAGUCCUGGCUCCAAAGGUGGCAAUAUUCUCAUCAAGAGGCCCAUCCACUAGGUACCCUACAGUUCUUAAGCCAGACAUAGCAGCACCAGGGGUCAACAUCCUAGCAGCCAAAGAAGAUGGAUAUGCAUUUAACUCGGGGACUUCAAUGGCAGCCCCACAUGUAGCAGGUGUCAUAGCAUUGCUAAAGGCUCUGCAUCCUGAUUGGUCUCAUGCUGCUCUAAAAUCAGCCAUUGUUACCUCAGCAUCAACCAAGGAUGAAUAUGGCAUGCCAAUAUUAGCGGAAGCUCUACCUCGGAAAGUUGCUGACCCAUUCGACUAUGGAGGGGGGAACAUAAAUCCUAAUGGAGCUGCAGAUCCCGGCCUGAUUUACAACAUUGAUCCAAUGGACUACAACAAAUUCUUCGCUUGCAAGAUCAAAAAACAUGAGAUCUGCAACAUUACAACUUUACCUGCCUAUCACCUCAACUUGCCUUCUAUAUCAAUUCCUGAACUAAGGCAUCCAAUCAAGGUGCGGCGAGCAGUCACAAAUGUGGGGGAAGUCGAUGCAGUUUAUCAAUCUGCUAUACAGAGCCCCCUAGGAGUCAAGAUCGAUGUUGAACCUCCAACCCUAGUCUUCAAUGCCACAAAGAAAGUGAACACCUUCAAGGUCAGCAUGAGACCCUUGUGGAAAGUGCAAGGGGAAUACACAUUUGGAAGCCUAACUUGGUACAACGAGCAUCACACGGUAAGGAUCCCCAUCGCAGUCCGGAUCACAAUCCGAGAUUUCUAUGCGGAUGUUGCAUAGUAAUCCAGAGGAUUACUCAAUAGUCAAUAAUAAAGAACGGUGAUCAUCUACAUAUGGUCACCUUAGAUCGGAAAACUACUUGUACUUGGCAAAAUUUUCUUGCACUAUCUACAAUAAAUCCUUCGAUUUUAUGGUUCUA
This is a messenger RNA of Oryza sativa Japonica Group (Japanese rice), 2405 nucleotides long. RefSeq names its product subtilisin-like protease SBT3.5. Lineage: Eukaryota; Viridiplantae; Streptophyta; Magnoliopsida; Poales; Poaceae. Gene Ontology annotation, biological process: proteolysis. The record is from RefSeq and is a predicted model, not a curated record. Gene Ontology annotation, molecular function: serine-type endopeptidase activity.